UCAUUUCCUGGCUCGUUUGCAAUAGGAAGAAAUGUGGCGCGCGUCUCGGUUGUUCUGGCUCGCUUUGCUCUCUCUGUUUUGAAGCCGUUUAAAAUCUCGCUGUAAUACCGAGUUACGGAGGGACACUUUAUUUGCCACUGACGACGGCCGGGAAUUAAGUGAAGCGUGUGACAUUAUGCCUCGUAGAAAGAGGACGGCUGGGAGCAGCUCGGACGGCACCGCAGACUCCGACGACUCGGCAGAGCCGGAGAAAGCGGACAGCGGCUCCCACAGCGACCCGACCGUGCGCAGCAGCGCCAGACUGACCAGAACGUCGCUCCGCCUCAGCCAAAGCUCUCACGAUGCCCCACCAGAUGUUAAGCAAGUGGCAGAGAGAGACGAGUCUCCACCCAGGACACCUACAGGGAACGCCCCCUCGUCUGAAUCGGACAUUGACAUCUCCAGUCCUAAUGCAUCCCACGAUGAGGGCGCAGCCAAGGACCAAAAGGACUCGGGCAGCGACCCCUCUCACCGACCAAAACGGCGCCGCUUCCAUGAGAGCUACAACUUUAACAUGAAGUGCCCCACACCUGGUUGCAAUUCUCUGGGCCAUUUAACUGGAAAACAUGAAAGACACUUCUCCAUAUCUGGUUGUCCCCUCUAUCAUAAUCUGUCAGCAGAUGAGUGCAAGGUGAAAGCCACUGAGCGUGAUAAGCAAGAAGAGGAACGAAAUCAGAGUCAGAAUGAGGACAACAGACAUGCUACACGUCAUCAGGCUCCUACAGCGAGGCAGGUGAGGUAUAAGGAGAAGGUUCAAGAGAUGAGGAAGAGGAGAGACGUUGGACUAACUAAGGAGCAGAAAGAAAAGUACAUGGAGCACAGACAGACGCAUGGAACUUCUAGAGAGCCGCUGUUGGAAAAUAUCACAAGCGAAUAUGAUCUUGAGCUGUUUAGGAAAGCCCAGGCAAGGGCGUCUGAGGAUCUGGAGAAGCUACGCAUGCAGGGUCAGAUCACUGAGGGCAGUAACAUGAUAAAGACCAUCGUGUUUGGCCGCUUUGAGUUGGACACCUGGUACCACUCUCCAUAUCCAGAAGAGUACGCCAGGCUCGGCCGCCUGUAUGUCUGCGAGUUCUGCCUGAAGUACAUGAAGAGUCAGACGAUUCUGCGCAGGCACAUGGCCAAAUGUGUGUGGAAACACCCACCUGGAGAUGAAGUUUACAGGAAAGGAGCCAUCUCUGUGUUUGAGGUGGAUGGGAAAAAGAACAAAAUCUACUGCCAGAACUUAUGUUUGUUGGCCAAGCUGUUUUUGGACCAUAAGACAUUGUACUAUGACGUUGAACCCUUCCUCUUUUACGUGAUGACUGAAGCUGACAACACUGGCUGUCACUUAGUGGGAUACUUCUCAAAGGAGAAGAACUCCUUUCUGAACUACAAUGUCUCAUGCAUUCUCACCAUGCCGCAGUAUAUGAGACAGGGUUAUGGCAAGAUGCUGAUUGAUUUCAGCUAUCUGCUGUCCAAAGUAGAGGAGAAGGUGGGAUCUCCUGAAAGACCCCUCUCUGACCUGGGCCUCAUCAGCUACCGCAGCUACUGGAAGGAAGUCCUUCUGCGCUAUAUGUACAACUUCCAGGGCAAAGAGAUUUCUAUCAAAGAAAUCAGUCAAGAAACUGCUGUGAAUCCUGUGGAUAUCGUCAGCACACUGCAGUCACUGCAGAUGCUCAAAUACUGGAAGGGGAAGCACCUGGUCUUAAAGAGACAGGACCUGAUUGAUGAGUGGAAAGCCAAAGAGACCAAAAGAGGCACCAACAAGACCAUUGACCCUGGUUCCCUGAAAUGGACUCCCCCCAAAGGAACCUAAAUGUCAUUUGUUAAAUUGGAUAUCUUUUUCUCUUAUUUCAACCUUUUACACCCUCAGUGACCCCCCCCAAUGAAUUUUCAGCCUUCAGUGUUACUUUGGUCUCUAUGUGGCCUUCUCUCUGUGUAUUUCUUCACUGUUCUUUUAUGCAGCUGUAUUUAUUUGCUGAUCUUUUUUUGAAAACCUGUUUCUUAAUCGAACACACAUUUCAGUAGUCAAGAGUUCUUUGCCACAACAUAAAUAUUUUUAAAAAAACAUUUUUGAAAAAUCUUGUCUAGUCUUUUAAAGCAAUGGUUGUUACUUAAAUCCUGUUCUGCAAAAAAUGUCUUGCCAAAUGAAAACAUCUUAAAUCUUGUCAGUAUGUGUUAUUUAUAGUUCCAUACAAGUUUAAGUGUAUUUUUAUUUUUUAUUGAGUAUUGUUUCAACAAUUUUAAGCAUAAAGGAGUGAAAAUGUCUAGAAAGAGAGCUGCGUAAUACAUUCACUAGAUGUUUUCACUUGACAAGGUUUUGACAGAAGGACCACAGCACUGCAGUGACCUCCUUUCACAACCAGUUUGACUAAAGAAGGGCUUAGUAAAUAACUCAUGAAUUCAAUCCCAUUUAAAAUCACAGAAGAUAUAAAACAUGGUAGUGCUAUGGCCGUUCAAGACUGGAGACCGACACCCAAGCGAAGAUUAGGUUAUGCCAUGAAUGUAUCAAUUUCAAAAAUUGGUAGCAUUACUGUGAGUAAUGUUUUGGCUGUAAAUGUCCUUUCUAAUAGUUUUUUCCAGAGUUUUUUGAUCAUUUUGAAAUGGAUCGGAAAUAAAGUACAGUGGUCAUUUUUGAUAAA
Pygocentrus nattereri (red-bellied piranha) is the source of this 2660-nucleotide messenger RNA. It is a transcript of the gene kat7b, whose product is annotated as K(lysine) acetyltransferase 7b. NCBI's taxonomy places the organism in Eukaryota, Metazoa, Chordata, Actinopteri, Characiformes, Serrasalmidae. The record is from RefSeq and is a predicted model, not a curated record. Bases 176 to 1834 code for a protein of 552 amino acids. Gene Ontology annotation, cellular component: nucleus. Gene Ontology annotation, biological process: regulation of DNA-templated transcription. The transcript has 14 exons. Gene Ontology annotation, molecular function: zinc ion binding; histone acetyltransferase activity.